Molecule: messenger RNA, 10775 nt
Organism: Thunnus maccoyii (southern bluefin tuna)
Lineage: Eukaryota; Metazoa; Chordata; Actinopteri; Scombriformes; Scombridae
Gene: sorl1
Product: sortilin-related receptor, L(DLR class) A repeats containing
Exons: 48
Coding region: 57-6767 (2236 amino acids)
Biological process (GO): protein targeting to lysosome; post-Golgi vesicle-mediated transport; protein retention in Golgi apparatus
Cellular component (GO): membrane; Golgi apparatus
Molecular function (GO): protein binding
Source: RefSeq, a predicted model, not a curated record
GCCAGUAGAAGGAGCUGCUCAGUCUUACCUAACCCCAAAGCCAAACAUACACAAACAUGGCGAUAUCACAAGCAAGCAGGAUGCAGUCUUCUCUUCGGUGUUCGUUUUAUUUAUUGGUCCUCUGGGUUGCAGGAAUAAAUUCGUCGACUCUUCGUCUUCACCCGGAGCAGCGCUACAUGCUGCCGCAAAAUAGAGGAUAUUUCACGAUAGACGCAAAUGGGGAUUUACCGGACGGGGAUGGAGGAGGCGCCGCGGCUUCAGCGCUGCGACUGGCCGCUCGUAGCGCUGUUGAAGGCGGAUGGGACUCCGGCGCCCCUCCGCUGCAUCGAAGCCGCCGGAGUGCUGGAGAAUCGACCAUGCCAAAGGUGUACGGACAGGCCAACCUGAAUGACUCUCAUAACCAGAUGGUUGUCCACUGGGCUGGAGAGAAGAGCAAUGUCAUCGUAGCCUUGGCCCGGGACAGCGCAGGAGCCACCGGGCCCAAAACCAGCUCUGUUUAUGUGUCCUAUGACUACGGUACCGCCUUCACGCUCGUCUCAGACAAGUUCCAACUGUCAGGCGCCAAGGCUAAGGACGGCAGCAAGCAGGUCAUCUCCCAGUUCUACCACAGCCCUGCAGACAACAGGAGGUAUCUUUUCGUCGACUCCACCAACAACUACCUGUGGAACACCUUCGACUUCUGUAAGAGCGUCCAGGGCUUCUCCCUCCCCUUUAAACCGACAGACCUGCUGCUCCACAGCAGAAGAUCCAACCUGGUGCUCGGCUACGACAGCUCUCACCCAAACAAACAGCUGUGGAAAUCAGACGACUUUGGGGAGACAUGGGUGUUGAUCCAAGAGCACGUGAAGACCUACUUUUGGGGCGUGGAACCCUAUGACCCCCCCACCACAGUGCUGGUCCAGAGACAUGAGCCUCAGGGUGUCUCCACUAUACUCAGCAGCACCGACUUCUUCCAGAGUGAACUGAACCGCAGAGUGAUCCUGGAGCAGGUGGACAGCUUUCAGCUCAGAGACAAAUACAUGUUCGCCACCACCACAAGGAAACUGUUUGGCAGCCAUGAACCAUCAUCUGUUCAGCUCUGGGUCUCCUACAACCGCCAGCCGAUGAAAGCUGCCCAGUUUAUGACCCGCCAUCCAAUCACAGAGUACUACAUAGCGGACGCAUCUGAGGAUCAAGUGUUCGUGUGUGUGAACCACCUGAACAACGUCACACACCUGUACAUCUCAGACACGCAGGGCCUGUCCUUCUCUCUGUCGCUGGAGAAUGUUCUGUAUUACAGUCCCGAGGGCUCCGGCAGCAACACGCUCAUCAGGUACUUCGCCAAUGAGCCUUUUGCAGACCUGCACCGCGUGGAAGGGCUGCGAGGCGUCUUCAUCGCCACGCUCGUCAACGGCUCAGUCAGCGAAGACAACAUGCGAUCCGUCAUCACUUUCGACAAGGGAGGGACGUGGGAGCUGCUUCAGGCGCCCACGGCCGACAGCCUGGGAGGAACUGUAGACUGCCAGCUCAGUAAAGGUUGCUCUCUCCACCUGGCCCAGCGCUGGAGCCAGCUGUUCAACAUCCAACUGAGGAGGAUGCCCAUUUUAUCAAAGGACUCUGCACCAGGACUCAUAAUGGCCACAGGAUCUGUAGGCAGGAACCUGGCCAACAAACCCAAUGUGUAUGUAUCCAGCAGUGCUGGAGCCCGGUGGAGAGAGGCAUUGGCAGGCCCUCAUUUCUACACAUGGGGUGACCACGGUGGUAUCCUGAUGGCUAUCGCACAAGGAGGCGCCACCACGCAUCUCAAGUUCAGCACCAACGAAGGUGAGACAUGGACCGACUUUCAGUUCUCAGACAGGGAGGUGUACGUUUACCAGCUGCUGACAGAGCCCGGGGAGAAGAGUACCAUCUUCACCAUCUUUGGCUCGUAUGCCGACCAGAGACACAGCUGGCUCAUCCUGCAGGUCAACACCUCCGAUGUUCUGGGUGUGCCCUGUUCUGAGGCUGACUACAAGCGCUGGUCUCCGUCAGAUGAACAUGGAAAUGAGUGUCUGUUGGGCAGAGAGAUAACGUUUAAGAGACGAACUCCUCAUGCGACAUGUUUCAACGGAGAGGACUUUGACCGGCCCGUCACCAUCUCUAACUGCUCCUGCACACGCCAGGACUAUGAAUGUGACUACGGCUUCAAGCUGAGUGAAGACUUAGCUCUGCAGGUGUGUGUGCCUGACCCUGAGUUCUUAGGUGACCUCUAUGCUCCUCCAGUACCAUGUCCUGUCGGCACCACCUACCGCCGCAGCAAAGGCUACAGGAAGGUACCAGGAGACAGCUGUAGUGGAGGAGAUGUGGAGUCCAGACUGGAUGGAGAGAUCCUGCCCUGUCCUGUUGGAGAGAGUAACGAGUUCAUCUUGUAUGCGGUGAGAAGCUCCAUCCACCGCUACGACCUGGCCACAGGCACCGACCAGGCCCUGCCUCUGGCUGGCCUCAGGCAGGCUGUGGCUCUGGACUUUGACUAUGACAGGAACUGUCUCUACUGGGCUGACAUCUCACUGGACACCAUACAGCGUCUGUGUCUGAACGGCAGCACAGGGCAGGAGGUCGUUGUGAGGAAAGACCUGCAGAACGUGGAGGCUCUGACCUUUGACCCCAUCAGUAGACUGCUCUACUGGGUUGACGCUGGAGCGCAAAAGAUUGAGGUUUCUAACCCCGACGGGGACCUGCGUCACACCCUGCUCAACUCCUCUAUCCUGGAACAUCCCCGAGCUCUUGUUCUACUGCCUGAAGAGAGUCUGAUGUUCUGGACUGACUGGGGAGACCGAGCAGCCGGUGUUUACCGGAGCUACAUGGAUGGAACCAACGUGUCCUGCAUUGUGUCGGAGGGCGUCCGCUGGCCCAAUGGGAUCACAGCUGACGACCACUGGCUGUACUGGACCGAAGCCUACAGCGACCGCAUUGAGAGGGCCGACUUCACCGGGGGCCAGCGGAGCGUUCUCAUGGAGGGGCUGCCCCACCCGUACGCCAUUGCUGUCUUCAAGAACGACCUGUACUGGGACGACUGGUCCAGAAUGGGGAUCUUUAAAGCUCCAAAAGCUGGCUCCCAGAACAAUGAGCUGAUUGUUGGCAGGCUGUCUGGAGUCAUGGACCUUAAGAUCUUCUAUAAAGGGAAGAACAGAGGCCAUAACGCCUGUGCCGACCAGCCAUGCAGCCUGCUGUGUCUGCCUCAGCCUGGACACCGGCACACCUGCGUUUGCCCAGACGGCACCCCGACUAUAACCAUGCCCAACGGAGAGCUGCAGUGCCAGUGUCCUACCGGAUACCAGCUCCAAAACAACACUUGUGUCAAGACUGAGCACAGCUGUUUGCCUAACCAGUACCGCUGCUCCAACGGCCGCUGCAUCAGCAGCAUCUGGAAGUGUGACAGCGACAACGACUGUGGAGACAUGAGUGAUGAACAGGAGUGUCCCACUACGACCUGUGACCCAUCCAACCAGUUUCGCUGCGUGGCUUCAGGUUCCUGCAUCCCCCUGGCCUUCAAAUGUGACCACGAAGACGACUGUGGAGACAACAGUGAUGAGGAGCACUGUGAGUCUCACCAAUGUGGUCCCGGAGAGUUUACAUGUGCAAGAGGUGUCUGUAUCCGUGAAGCGUGGCGCUGUGAUGGAGACAAUGACUGCAGAGACUGGUCGGAUGAGGCCAACUGCACAGUGGGCCACCAUACAUGUGAGGCCAGUAGUUUCCAGUGCCACACAGGUCACUGCAUACCGCAGCGCUGGAUGUGUGACGGCGAUGACGACUGCCAGGAUGACUCGGAUGAAGAUCCUCGAUAUUGCGAGGGAACUCGAUGCAAAGGCUUCCUCUGCUCCAAUGACACCUGCCUGCCAGCCACCGCCCACUGUAACGGCAUCCAGGAGUGUCCAGACGGUGCUGAUGAGCACAACUGUGAUCCCCUGUGUACUCGCUACAUGGAGUUUGUAUGUAAGAACCGAGCCCAGUGUCUGUUUCAGUCCCUGGUUUGUGAUGGGAUCAAACACUGUGAAGACGGCUCUGACGAGGACGCUGAAUAUGCUGGAUGUGCCACACCGUCUGAGUUUGGCAAAACGUGCGACAAAUUCACCUUCCAGUGUGCCAACGGAGUGUGUGUGAGCUUGGAGUGGAAGUGUGACGGCAUGGACGACUGUGGGGACUACUCUGAUGAAGCCAACUGCGCUGCUCCCACUGAGGUCCCAGGCUGCUCCAGGUAUUUCCAGUACGAGUGUAGAAACGGACGUUGCAUUCCAACUUGGUGGAAGUGUGACGGAGAGAACGACUGUGGGGACUGGUCUGAUGAGGCCCAGUGUACAGGUGGUGUUACUCCUCACACUGUGGCCCCUGGUCCCUCUACCUGUGCCCCCAACCGCUUCCACUGUGGCUCUGGAGCCUGUAUCAUCAACACCUGGGUGUGUGACGGCUACGCUGACUGUCCUGACGGCAGCGAUGAGCUGGGAUGUCCCACAGCAGCUAAUGGCUCUGUGACAGUGGCUCCAGAACCCACCCAGGCCCCGCCUCCCCCGCCAUCCCCUGGCCGUUGCAGUCGGGGUCAGUUCCUGUGCCGCAAACCCCCCCACUGCAUCCCUGACUGGCAGCGCUGCGACGGCCAUCUCCACUGCCAGGACGGCUCUGAUGAAGCCCACUGCCCCACCCGUGGGCCUCUGUUCUGUGUGAACGGGACUCGCUGUGCUGACGGUGAGGCCUGUGUGCUGGACAGCGAGAGGUGUGACGGCUUCCUGGACUGCUCCGACCACAGCGACGAGGACGACUGCACCUUGGACACCCUAGCCUAUAAAGUGCAGAACCUCCAGUGGACACCAGACUUCUUGGGUGCCAUCACUCUGACAUGGUCUCGUCCCAAAAACCUUCCUCCGGACUCCUGCUACUUCCUCAUCUACUACAGGCUCGUGGGCACUCAGCAGUGGACGAUCAUGGACACUCACAGCAAUAAGACCAGCUACAAACUCACCGUGCUGAAACCAGACACCACCUAUCAUGUCAAAGUGCUCACCCAGUGCCUCAGCAAGCUGCACAAGACCAACGAGGUGAUCACAGUCAGGACGCCGGAGGGAGUGCCUGACCCCCCCAGGAACCUGCAGCUGUCUUGUGAUAACGGUGAGGACGGGACGGUGGAAGUUUCCUGGAGCCCUCCUGACAAAGGACACGGCCUCAUCAGAGAGUACAUUGUUGAGUACAGUGAGCGAGGGGCUCUUGAUUGGACGUCACAGAGAAGCACCACAACCAGCACUGAGGUGAAGGAGCUGCAACCAGAGACUCUGUACAGGUUCAGGGUGGCAGCAGUGACCAGUCGGGGUGUGGGGAACUGGACUGAGGUUAAAUCCAUCACCCCUCAGAAAGCUCUGCCACCUCCCUCUGUGAUCGCUGACAGCAUCACCAGCGACUCCAUGAGCCUCUCAUUCAGCUUCAACUCCCAGUACGAGGUGAAACAGUACGUAGUGAUUCUUUCCUGGCAGUUUGACACCCACGUGAAGGAGAACAAGAACUACACAGUCAGCAAGAAGAUCCUCAAAGCUGUGAACCUGACAGCAGGGACGGUGUAUGAGGUGGCAGUGUGGGCUCACACCAGUAUAGGGGACAGUCCCACAGCCCUGUCCCAUCAUCAGACCAUUGGCGUCCAGCCAGACCGGCCCCUCAUCAAAGCCCGGGCCCUCAACCAGACCGCUGUGGACUGCAGCUGGACCAUCACCGGGCCCCCUGCUGAGGCGUAUGGGGUGUUUUACGCCACCUCCUUCCUGGAUCUAUACCGCCGUCCUCGUAUGGUCCGCACCUCUUCUCUCAGCCUGACAGUCAUCGUGGACAGUGAUGAACAGUAUCUCUUCCUGGUGCGAGCUGUUGCUCCCUUCUUGGGUCCCCCCUCUUUAUACACUGUGGUGAAAAUGAUUCCCAACGAGAGGCUGCCACCCAGAAACCUCCAUCGUGUGCGAAUAGACAAGACGCAGGCCACGCUGAAGUGGCAGCCGCCCUACGACGCCCCAAACGCACCUCUGACAUAUGCGAUCCAUGUGAGGGACGUGAUCCGUAAGGUGGAGCGGGACUACAAGCUGACCACCCAGAACAACACAGUGGAGUACCUGCUGAAAGGCCUGGAGCCUGGAGGACGGUACAGCAUCUCUGUCCGCCUGCGCAACAUGAGCAAGGAGGCCAGCUUCACUCUGAGCACAGUUCCUCUUCAGGCUCCUGAGGCCCUGAAGAUUUUGACGGAGAAAGACCACGUGUUCCUGUUCUGGAAGAGUCUGGCUGUCAGAGAGAAGGGUUUCAAUGAGAGCAGGGGGUAUGAAGUACAUGUGUAUGACAGUGUGACCAACCAGACAGCCUUCCUGGGAAACACCACAGAGACCUACUUCCGCAUCAGCAGCCUGAUGUUGGGACACAACUACACCUUCUCUGUGCAGGCCCGCUGCCUGCUCAACGGCCAGCUGUGUGGAGAGCCCGCCCUGCUGCUCUAUAACCAGCUGACAGCAGGUGCCAGUGAUGCCUCCCGCGGUGAGGGCCACUCGGGGGACAUGGCAGCAGUGGUGGUCCCGGUCCUCUUCCUGCUGCUGCUCGGAGUGUGCGGCGGCUUGGUGGCUCUCUACCUCCGACACCGCCGACUGCAGAACAAUUUUACCGCCUUUGCCAACUCCCAUUACAACUCCCGAUUGGGCUCUGCCAUCUUCUCCUCUGGGGACGAACUGGGUGAUGACGAUGAAGAUGCUCCCAUGAUCAGCGGUUUCUCAGACGAUGUUCCCAUGGUCAUUGCGUAGCAAGACGUCCCUCCAUUACCUAUCUCCUUCUUCCCUUCUCCCCUUCUCUUCCUCCCCUCCCACUCCCCUUUACUUCCUAUCAAUGGCGCGGUACGAUGGAGUGAAGAGCAAAUAGGCAGACACUUUGCCGUCAUCCCAAAUCAGUCGAUGGGAAACCACCCGAUUAGCAGGAAAGAUGAAGAAAAAUGGAAAAGUGUAAAGAGAGAAAGAGAUAUUUUUCAAAUAUACAAUGCACUUUUUUUGGAUGCGCAAUAACUUAUUUUUUAUAAUAUUAAAUAUAUAUAUAUAUGGGGUCAAAAAAGGACUAGGAGGAAGAGGUGGACACUGAAGCAAACUGUGAAGGAUUUGAGUUUGUUGAGCGCGCCAGGGAAAGAGAGACCCUAUUUGUAAUGCAAACUCACUAUCCAUUGGAGUGGUUCAUUGCUUAAAGCCAAAAUAAGCAUCCAGAGACUGGAAUAUAGAAUGCAAAAAACACACACAUACACACGUAGAAAAAAAAUCAAACUAUUAUAUAGACAUAUGCUGUAUACAAUAUGUACAAAGAAAAUAUGGAAGCAUUAAUAGUUACAUAUUUUGGUAAUAGUACAGUGUGUACUAUAGCAGUGUAUGUAACAUUGGUGCCCAGUGUGAGGCAGUUGGAAGAGUUAACUGUGGAUCAUUUAUCAUAAUUUACAGAAUCUGAAUUGUUUGUGUCUUUGAUCACGCUAUUGAUUACUGUAAACACAUUAACAAAGUCUUUGACACUCAGCGCAACCAAACAGAUCAGUGAUUGGAUUGACUAGUGGCACUAUGUAGUGUCCUCAUAGAUACACUUUUAUUUUCCACCACCAGCACACGGUUGUAUGUCUGUAUGUAGAGGAAACACACGUACCAAGAUACGAGAAUAUUCCUGGCCUUUGAGGGGAAACCAAUUCCUCUCAGCAUCACCAAGAUCAUCUGAACUGUUUGUAAAUAUUGGCUUUUAAUAUGUCCUCUCCUUGUAAUGCUGCACCAUAUCAUUCCGUAAAAUGUGUAUUUAGUUUUUCUUUUUAAAUCAUUCAGGACCAUGAAAUUAUCGUCCCCAGCAUUUUGCCAUAGCUGUAGUUGAAGAGGAAGUGUGUUUGGGGUUCUCAGGGAACUGUGUCGGAGCGGACACCCGCGCAGCACCACCAUCACCAUCAUGGCUUAGGCAGCACUGUCGAUCUACUGUUGAAUAGGUACAGAAACCUUUGAAGAGGUACUGGAUCAGCUGUGGGUGAAAUGACUGGCAGACGCAGAUUAUUGUCAGUAGUUGUGAUGAAGAGUCAGGUUCAGGCUCAGUGUCUGGUUAAGAUAAAAAUUUGAAGGGUCAAUUCGCCCAAAGUUACAAAACAACAUGUUUUCACAUACCUGAAGAAGUAGUCAUGCAGAGUCUUGGUUUUAUUUUCACAGGUUUUCAGAUAUUUAUCUUUGACAUUUUAAUAGCAAGACCUCUGUUUUUACAGAAACAGUGUCACUGUUACUCUAAUAAUCCACAGAUCUCACUAUGAUAAGUUUUUAUUAGAAGAACAAUUUUCUGCAGAGGAAAUAAUACUUCCUCUGCAGGUUAUCCAGAGUAAGAAGCCAAAUUUAUUAGUGUAACCUUGUGAUAUUAAGUGCGCUGGAAGAUUUAUGACUACUGUACUUAUAGGGCUAUAAGUGGCAAGCUUCUGUGGCUGGCGAGUUAACCAGUAACAUGUUAGCUAGCUGGUAAAAUGCUAGCAACAGUCAGCACCACAACCACCAUAACAGCCUGCCCAAUAGCUAGCAAGCCAGCUAACUCCUAGCUAAUAGCAAGCUAGUGAGGUGGGUCGCUAACCGAACAAUAAGUUGACACACCAAAUCUCUUUUUAAUUCCCUGAAUUAUGUAAAAUUGCAUUACUGCAAUAUAGCUUCCGCCAUUAUGGAUUCUCCAGGUCCCUGUUUUUACUCUUAAAAAGAAGAAAAAGAAAAUUUACAGAUUGUUUUUCCAGUGAUAGAGUACAACAUUUUCAGUAUGUGAAUAAAAUACAAUUAUGUUACAAUUACAAUUAGCGUGUCACAAAUUUUUUUUUUAAGAACAAUCUUUUUGUUCUCUCAAAUGUCAGCACUGUCAAAAUAAUUCGUGAUUGGUCAACAGUAUUAAUUUGCAAGUUCAUCAAAGUAUAACUACACAAUACAGUGUGGAUUUUUGGGCUGCAAAUAACAGAUGUUUUCAGUUAAUCUCUUUCAUUAUUUCAGAUUAAAAUGUCUGAAAUUAGUGAGAAAUGCCAAUCAAAAUGUUCCCAAGGUGACGUCUUCAAAUAUCUCAUUUUUUCCAACCAACAGUACAAAAAAGUGAUAUUAAAAAAAGCAGUAAAUCACAUCUUAGAGAAUGUUUGCCAACUUCGUAAAUCACUUAAACGAUUAAUAAAACAGCAAAAUAUUUCACAAUUAAUUUACUUUUGAUCAACUAAUGGAUAAAUCAACACUAGUGAAUUUCUUUUGCCUCCAUUCAUUCAUUGCAGCUCUUUAAUUAAUAAAUUGAUUUCCGUACACUUUCAGAAAAUUCAUGUUGGUGUUGAAUAUUUGUUAAAGUAAAUUUUCAAUAUUAAACCCCAUAAACAGAAUUAUAUCUACCGCCAUUGUGGUCGGAUGGAGGCUGAAAUCUCAAAACCUGAAUAAAUAAACAAAACAAUCUGCAUGGCUACAUAUCAACAGAGGUGGAGUGAGAUGAUUUUUCUUUUUUCUUACUCGGUUUGUCCCUUUAAGGACAGUGAGACCAAUUUGAAUCCGUACCAGUUGAUAGGACAGAGAUAUUAACCUGUGAGGAUAUUUUCUCUCUGUCUGUAUGUACAGAAGCUCAUUGUUGCACGUCUGUAAAUGUGUCAAUGUAGAAACCAUAUUUGGGCGUCAUUGUCUUUGUUCUGCUCCCGCCCCUCCCUCACCUGACUCUGUACUGUAGUCCAUAACUGAAAUUUUGUGUUUUGCCUCUCGGCUUGAGCCAUUUGAACUGAUGGUGUCUGCUUGCUAUUGACCUUGUUUUUGUUUUUGUUUGUAAAGAUGUCUUCAUGAAUGUAUUUUAUAUCUGUACUUUUUAAGGUAUUGUCCCAGCUCAUUAUGCUACCACCACCUGUGAAGUUGAUGCGCACUCUUGUUUGCCCUAGCUACAGUGAAUUUGUAAAGCACCCAUCCCAUCGUGGAAAACACAUGCCUUUUUUUUGUUACUCUGUAGACUGGCUUCUGAAGAAAUAUCCUUAGAGCCCAAUUUAUUAGCCCAGAGCAACAGACCAAACCAUUUAUUUGUCUGGUGGAGCCCAAAUAUUCUCCAGCCCAAAUAUUUCUUUCAUCAUCAUGGCUCUUAUCCCAGAUUAUAAAACGGUGUCUGGUCUGACAUUUAAGGUUUCCUCCAGACUUUUGCUUGAUUUGAUGGAGCUCCUUGCCCUGUUCAUGAGGUACUUUGAUCUGUUUUCUUGGCCUUAAAACUGAUUAUUCUGGCAUCGAUGCUGUUUUUGCUCUGUGGAGUUUCUCUGUUUUUCUGAUGUUUGUUUCUGUUUUGCCACAUAAUGCCUUAUUAGAACACAUUGGGUUUCUAUGUAAUGUACUGUUUGUAUGAUAGAAAAGUGCACACGCAUGCAUACACACACACACAAACACACACACACUAUACCCAUACACGAGGAUGAGGAGGAAGUUACUGUUAGGGCAUUUGGUUAAUUUUGUCACAUCACUGCUCCUUUCUGCGUCGGCUGCUGCAGCCACACGUGGUGUGUACGCCAGCCUCUUUUUAGUCAGGUUUUUACAUGUGUACAAAGUAUGAUUAUUGGUUAUAAUGUGACCGUUUGCUCCUCACUUAAUGUCGACUCUUGUCAAAUAGUUUGCUUCAAAAUGUCGUUUGGCACAGAGUUUGAUCAUGUUGGACUUGGCCAUGUUUGAAGAUAUUAAUGUCUUGCUCGCUUAUCUCAGAGGUUGCAAGAAAAUGAGAUGUUUGGAGAAACAGUGUGAGGUGUUUUAAAAACCACUUAUACUGAAAUAAAGUUGCUGAAAAUCAAA